AUGUCGGCAAACGUAGUCACCAUCACACACGAAGAAGCAUUUUCAAAUACUGAUGAUGCACCUCCCAGAAGAUCAUCGUCAAGACACUCUAGUAGCUCCAGUCAUACUCCCAACAGUCAAGUUCCGCGAGGCAUACCAGAACUACCGGCAGCAGGAACCACAAAAGCAAGCCAAAAUCAACCACUGAAUAUACCCCCGUCAUCAUCAAGUUCAACCGUAUCCUCGCAAAUGCACUCUGGUAUGCAGAAAAGAGUCCAGAGAGAAGUCAGGUUCGGUGCAUAUAUACUAGGCUCAACCCUUGGAGAGGGUGAGUUUGGUAAAGUCAAAUUAGGCUGGAGGAAAGAUGGCAAAUAUCCGAGUCAAGUGGCCAUCAAAUUGGUGAAGAGGUCCACCAUUAUUAAAGACUCUGACUCAGAGGUUAAGAUUCAUCGAGAGAUUAACUCAUUAAAGUUGUUAAACCACCCGAAUAUUGUCAACUUGGUGGAAGUGAUGAAGAGCGGGAAGUAUGUUGGUAUCGUAUUGGAAUAUGCAUCCGGCGGUGAAUUAUUCGAUUACAUUUUACAACAUAAGUACUUGAAGGAACCAGUGGCGAAAAAGAUCUUUGCCCAAUUGGUCAGCGGUGUUGAUUACAUGCAUUCUAAAGGAUUGAUUCAUCGUGAUUUGAAGUUGGAAAAUUUGUUGCUUGACAAACACAAGAAUGUCAUCAUUAGUGAUUUUGGAUUUGUAAAUUCAUGUGGUGACAAAAGUAAUGAUCUUAUGAAGACAAGUUGCGGGUCUCCUUGUUAUGCUGCCCCUGAAUUGGUGUUGACACAAACUCCAUAUGAGGGUAGAAAAGCCGACGUUUGGUCGUUGGGAGUGAUAUUGUAUGCCAUGUUGUCAGGGUACUUGCCAUUUGACGACGAUCCAGAAAAUGAAGAUGGGUCUGACAUUAUCAAAUUGUAUCAUUAUAUCUGCAAAACUCCAUUGACGUUUCCCGAGUAUGUUAGUCCAUUGGCACGUGAUUUACUUAGAAAAAUUAUCGUUUCCGAUCCAAGGAAAAGAAUAGGUAUUGAUGCAAUUAGGAACCAUCCAUUUUUGAGUUCAUAUUCGGCAUUGCUAUCCAUUAGACAACCAGAAUGGGAUAGAAUUUAUCGAGAAAAACAUGCAGCUACAUCUGCAAGUGUGGCUGCUGCUGCCUUGGCUGAACAACAAACACCCGUAUACAAUAAGAGGUUCUCAAUGAUCAACACGCCAACCAGCUCAUCCUCAUUAAUGGGACCUUCAAUAUAUCAUCACCAGCAAAUGUCGCAUUUGCAACCACAAAGUGCCAGACCCCAACCAGCAUCGGAUCACUCGAGAUCAUACUCGUCAACCAGUAUCAGUCUUCUAUAUGCGUCUCCUUCCAUGUCCACUUCCAACUCACCUAAACCUGUCGACUUACCGGAUAAUGCAUCGAAAACCUCAUCGCCAAAGAAACCAUCUUCUGUAUCACCAACAAGGGGACAUCAAAAGUCUGCAUCAAUUUCUAAUUCGACAUCAUCGGCUAGCUUUGCAUUGAAGUCGAUGGUUAAUGAUGAAAUCGCAACAAGAUCGACAACUACAUCUGCCAAUUAUCCAAACUCCUCAAUAAUAUCAACAAUUGUUGAAAGUCCAACCAAGCCGGCUGUUCCAGGUUCUUCUAACGCCUUGCCACCUAUUGCUAAGUUGUUGCCACCAAAGGAAUUCUCCAAGUUACCACCGGCAGCAAAGAAACCAAGACCUACAUCGUAUCAUCCAUCGUCAAUGACUUCCUCAUUGAUUUCACCUUCUCCAGUCACUAUUUCGUACAAGGACAUUAUCAAAUUUCCAGCUACAAAUUCCAAUAUUUCAUAUCCAAAUUCAAUGACUCAAUACAUUUCAACUUCGCCACCAAAGGAGACAUUUAGUGCUGAUUCCCGUCCACUGUCUAGUAGAAGAAACUCGGUUGUCACUCAUGUGCACGUUAAUGGCGUGUUAAGUAAGGACAACUUACCCGGACAUAGCGGUUACAGCGGUUACAAUUCGUCACCAGAUAACAAGAGAAACUCGGUAUUGAGUUACUUAGAGGAUAAGAUUGAAGCAUUGGAUUUAACGGAAAGCAUUCAUCACUCACCUACAAAGUCGAGUAAGAGUUCUGUUGCUGAGAAAGACGAAGUUGGUGACUCGCUCAAUAGGCAAGAUUCAUCUGAAGUAGCAAAGGAGGACCAGAAGUCUUUGAACAAGGAAGCAGAAACUGAUCUGGCGAAAGACGAAGUGGAGACAGUGCUCAACAAGUCGGAUAAUGAUGAAAUCCCACAAGUCGAGGCAAUUCCGGAGUCAAAAGAUAAAGUGAAGAACGAAUUUAUGGCCGAAGGCAAACAAGAGCCAACUGACGAGAAUUUACCCGAACCAAUGGAGGAGUAUAUCGAGAAGCCAUGUCCCACCAAUAUCGAGAGCAAGCCACAAACAAACGAUGUCCAACCAAAAACGGCAGAACCAAAAACAAGAAAGUCAGUGGAUGCUAAUAGGAGAUCAAGUACAUCAAGAAGAUACCACACUAAUGACGAGAAUAAAGAGAAUCGUGAACACAAAGAAGCUAAAAAGAGAAACAGAUUCAGCUUGUUGUCCUUUUACAGCUCAUAUCACUCUUCGAGCUCAAACGUGUCAUUACCAACAACAAAGGAUGGGUCUAAUUUUUCAACUCAUGCGACAAAUUCCACAGCACCAACGCCAUUGUCAAAAGAGACCAACAAAAGUGAUACAGUGACAACUACUAUUUCUUCAACUUCACAAGCAACGGCAAAGCCAAAAUCCAAAACAAGAAAGGUUUUGGAACCUGCAAAUGAUGCCCAUAUGAAUAAAAAGGACUCCAAACGUGUUCAUUCCAGUUCUAGUUCCAGUGGGCAUGGACAUAACAGUUCGAAACGUCAUUCGAUUGCUGCUCCUGGUGCUGGCGGCAACAACAACAACAACAACACGCACAAGGAAACAAGUGCAGCUAGAAAAGUAAUGGAUUUUUUCAAGAGAAGAAGUGUUAGAGUAGGGUGA
Messenger RNA from Lodderomyces parapsilosis, 3024 nucleotides. RefSeq names its product protein kinase. Gene Ontology annotation, biological process: microtubule cytoskeleton organization; intracellular signal transduction; protein phosphorylation. Gene Ontology annotation, molecular function: tau-protein kinase activity; ATP binding; protein serine/threonine kinase activity. The transcript has a single exon. Gene Ontology annotation, cellular component: cytoplasm. NCBI's taxonomy places the organism in Eukaryota, Fungi, Ascomycota, Pichiomycetes, Serinales, Debaryomycetaceae. The record is from RefSeq and is a predicted model, not a curated record. The coding region runs from base 1 to 3024 and encodes 1007 amino acids.